GUACUCUUUGCAGUUGCCAGUUGCACAUAUGUUUGUAGACAAGUAGACUUUUUAUGCAUACUGUCCAUAAGCCACUAUUUCUACAAACUCUGCUUAUUGUGACUGUGAUACAUACAGCUCAUUUGUACUAGAGAAUACAGGACAACAGUUUUUUACUUUUACAGGAACAGAUAAUGCAUACCCCAUGACAGAAUCUAAUCCUACGCAGAGUACAAUAAAUUACCGCCAAUCUGCUGCCAUGACGACCACAGAAAGGCCCUCUAUAUACACAAUGACAAAAUCUGAACCCACGCAGAAAAUAACCACCAGUGUUACCCCAGUGGUGGCCACCAGAAAAGGUCCAGUGACUUGUAAUGAAAAUGGUACUUCUGGAGGUGAUCAAGGCAAUUGCGUCCCUGCAGCUGUGAUGCAGCUGCUUGAUGAAUCUGAGAAACUGAAUAAUGAGACGCUUCUGGUAUUCCUGGAGAAACUCAAGGUUGUGUCCGUUAACAGAACCAAGAACAUUUCCAAAUCUCCAGAUACAAUCAGUUCCAUUGUGAAAGCCCUCAGCAACGUAGCAAACAGAUCUUCAAUGUUAUCCAUGCCAAUCAAUAAACAAUCAACAGAGGACAUCCUGAAGAUCGCAGGUCUUCUCACCUCUGAUGAAACAAAGGCAUCAUGGGAUACCCUAAACACGAACGAUAAAACAUGGAGCUCAGGCACAGAGAAUGGUGGGAAAAGCUCCAGCGCUUCCUUGCUGAACCUCUUUGAAUCAGUUGCCACCCUCCUUGUCAAUGAAUCGUUCUCUGUUGAGACACCUUUUAUUCAUCUGAAUAGAACUCAGUUAAAAAACAAAAUAACUUUCAACAACGUAUUUAACACCUCAAUGGAAAUAGACAUACCAGAGGCCAGAGAAAGUCAAUUCAUUACUACAAUUGUAUUCGCGUCCAUGGAUAACGUUCUCCCUCCGAGAAAUGAAGACAACUCCUCAUCCAUGGUUAUCAACGGAAAGGUUGUUCUUGCUACGACAGCAGCCAAAAUCAGAAAUAUAUCAAUAACAUCAGGAAUUCUGAAUGACACCCUGGGAAACCCAAAGUGUGUUUUUUGGAAUUUCACACUCUUUGAUGGUCUUGGAGGAUGGAGCGACUCGGGCUGCUCUCUGCUGUCCCACAACAAUGAAACCAUCAGCUGCAGUUGCAACCACCUCACCUCCUUCUCCAUGCUGAUGUCCCCUGAGAUUAUUGAGGACGAACAAAUCAAUGACAUAACAAUAAUUGGAGUUGGCAUAUCCAUGGCUUCUUUGGUCAUAUGUCUUAUCACAGAAGCUCUCACUUGGAAAAAAAUAAGUACCAACACCACCUCCUUCCUGCGUCACGUUUCCAUUAUCAACAUAGCCGUUUCUCUCCUGAUCGCAGACAUCUGGUUCAUCAUCGGAGCGUACUUUAGAGACGAUAGUAAGAAGGAACACCCUGCGCUGUGUGCAGUUGUGACCUUCUUCAUCCACCUCUUCUACCUCGCCAUGUUCUUCUGGAUGUUGGCCUCAGGCCUGCUGCUGCUCUACCGCACCGUCUUCGUCUUUGAGGGCGGAUUGUCUAAGGCGUCCCUGCUGGUUAUCGGAUUUGUUCUGGGAUACGUUGCACCACUGGUCAUCGCCGUAACAACGAUGGCAGUGACUGUCCCGUCACAUAAAUACAUCAGAGAAAACCAUGGCUGUUGGCUGAACUGGGAGGACUCCAAAGCUCUGUUGGGUUUUCUGGCUCCUGCACUUGUGAUUGUGGCGAUAAACUUCCUCAUCCUCCUAGUAGUGAUUUAUAAAAUGGUGAGCAGAAGAGGACUAAGGAAUACAGGCCAAGGCAAAGAGCAGCAUGUUUUGGUGGUGAUUGCCAGGAGUCUGGCUGUGCUCACACCGUUUUUCGGACUGACUUGGAUUUUGGGAAUCGGAACCAUAAUUGCCCCCAAAAACAGGGAGGUUAAUUUUGCUUUUACCCUGUGCAAUUCACUGCAGGGUUGCUUCAUUUGGGUGUUUGGAACACUCCUGGACAAAAAGGUACGAUCAGAAACUAUAAAAUAUCUGAGCUCCCAGGAUAAGUGGGCGACUGGUUCAUGAUGUCACACUGCUUCAUGAGUCUUCAUGUGCCGGAGGAGUUCCUCUGUGAGAAGAUUGUUUAACCAUUUUCAUCACCCCUCAUGUUUUGACAUUUCAUUUGGUUUAUUGGAUUCCAAGAUUGUAAGUUGACAAGACUUCAGCUAAUUGGCCAAUUUAUACCCUUUUGGCCUGUUGGUUCCUGUCAGAUCUGGGAAAGUCUGACUUUUUCUUUUCUUGUUCUCCACUGAACUACGUUGGGAGCCAUAUGUGUGUUUUCACACGUAGUAGUCCAGUAGACUCGGUUUGACUGGGAACCAAAAUUGCCCCAUUUGUUAUACUUUCAGCUGCUGGGUUUCACUUUCACACUGCACUGUCAAAUGAACCAAACCCUUUGAAAAAACUGAUCCCCUCCUCGCCUUUGGUGGUGUUGCACCGAGAACCACUGAGGCAAAUCCCUUUUUUAUAAAAUGUAAACAAAAAUUUAUUAGAUUUUAGCAGUUGUAUUUCUCUUUUGUCUUUGGUAAAAGACCACAAGCUUUUCCUCCCGCUAGCACUAUGCGCAAGAGUUUGUUUUGGUUGUGUUUACCAAGAAUGCCCUGCCCUAUAGUCCGCUUCCUGCUUUUGGAGAAGUCUCCAUUCCAUUUGUCGUUCACAUAUGCAAUCAAACCAUGUCAGAGCUCACUUAAACUGAACAGAGACCGAGGUUUUUAGAUGGACCAGAGUUUGCUUAUUUUGUUCCAAUCACACAUUCACGCCUUUCCAAACGAAUAGGACCUCAGAAUUCGAUAAAAGCAAACUAAGCAGAGCUGGUGUGAAUGCACUUUAAAUUUAACAAAAAAGAAUGCUGAGCAUUACUCUGGAACUUUCAAAAGAGAAUUCAGUUCAGGAUUUUGGGACAAAAUUGGUGCAACAACAAUUCCGGGGUAUAGUGAAAUAUAAUUCAGGACAAAAAUAAUCUUAGUUGAACAUCUUUGUUUUUUAAAUGGCUCCAGUUCAGGAAAUCAAGCGAGUUCAAUGCAAUGCAGUUUAGCACUGCAACUCUGAAUGUCACCACCAUCAACUGACCUCCACCCAUGAACUCAUACAGCUGUGGAUUUAACUGACAAAAGUAUACUCAGUAUUGCUUCUUGGUGCCAUUGUUUUAGGUCUUUCAGUCGCCCUGCACUUCUUUGUACCAGAGUCUAUAGACAUGAAUGAUGACCUGCUAUUGAUUACAUGUUUGCUCUAGAAUUAUCUUGUUAUUUACACUACUUAAACUAAGAUUAUUAAAAUAACGUGAAUUUACAUGCAGAAUCUUGUAUCAUUUAAGAAUUUAAAAUUUGACCCUACAUGACAAGAUGUUCACUGGAAUGAAGGGCAUGCUGAGAACCUUGUUGUAACUUAAGGACUAAAUGUUACUAAAUAUGGUUUAGCUUGAUGAUGUAUCUCUGUUCUGGGUGGAAUAUGCAAAAUCAUUUCUUGAGAACUGUUUCAGGUUUAGGUUUGUACUUAAAAUGAGGACCAGAUUGAACUGCGUGGCCUUCUGCUGCUGUAUAAUCAAAAGCUUUACAUCUUUGUUAAAAAAAAGAAAAACAUGGACUACUUUCCUUAAAUAGUUGCUGUAAACUAGACAAUGUAAAUAUUAUUAUAUUUUCUUUAGCUAAAAUUCAAAGGUAAAGACUGCUUAAAGUGUAUGGCUAUCAUGCUCCGGUGGUGCUCGUCCAUUUAAAACUUUAAAUUCUAAAAAAAAAACAAUUCAUCACUCAAAAUGUGGUGGGACU
Molecule: messenger RNA, 3825 nt
Organism: Xiphophorus couchianus (Monterrey platyfish)
Lineage: Eukaryota; Metazoa; Chordata; Actinopteri; Cyprinodontiformes; Poeciliidae
Product: adhesion G-protein coupled receptor F1-like
Exons: 7
Coding region: 185-2086 (633 amino acids)
Biological process (GO): adenylate cyclase-activating G protein-coupled receptor signaling pathway; cell surface receptor signaling pathway
Cellular component (GO): membrane
Molecular function (GO): G protein-coupled receptor activity
Source: RefSeq, a predicted model, not a curated record